UCCCAUUCAGUGAGGUGAGAAGCGGUUCGAUUUGCGACCUAAACCGGUCGGGGCCGCACGAAAUAGGCUGGGUCUAGAUUUUCCAAUCUUUUACGUAGUCAUUCGACGUAGUUAUGGCAGCGAACAUGACUUUACACUAGGUAGAUCUACAAGCUGAGCAACAAACGGGGUCAGUUGUCGCAAGGACGGCAUUUGGUCAAGAUAGACGUUUUUGUUGUCCACGUCGCAAAAUUUGCUGCUGCAGCAAGACUUGCCGUGCUAAUUAGCGUCUUGUGGAGUUGAGUUUCGUUUGCAAAGCCCUAGGCAGCCUCCGUCCCAGCCAUGUUCCGUCUGCAGUCACCAGUGGCGUGUGUGCAGCGCGUUGCUCAGGCCCAGCUCCGAGUCAGCAAUGCCCGGGCUCUGGGGGGCCUCGGGCCCAGAAGUUACUCCUCACAGCCAGAAACGGCCACCCAGACUGACAAACCUAUACAGAAGGUCAUGGUCGCCAACAGAGGUGAGAUCGCCAUCCGCGUUUUUCGAGCCUGCACGGAGCUGGGAAUCAAUACCGUGGCAGUUUAUUCUACUGAAGACAGAAUGCACAUGCAUAGACAGAAAGCAGAUGAAGCAUACCCCAUAGGGAAGGGCCUACCUCCAGUGGCAGCAUACCUCAAUAUCCCUGAGUAUAUUCAGAUAGCGAAGGAAAACGAUGUGGAUGCUAUCCACCCUGGGUAUGGCUUUCUGUCGGAACGGUCAGACUUUGCGCAGGCCGUGGUCGAUGCUGGCAUCAGGUUUGUCGGCCCAGCGCCAGAGAUCGUCCGCAAGAUGGGAGACAAGGUGGAGGCCAGACAAAUUGCCAUCGCAGCAGGUGUCCAGGUGGUACCAGGUACUGAUGGCCCAGUGUCCACACUAGAGGAGGCACAACAGUUCUGUUCUGAGCAUGGCUUCCCCAUCAUUCUGAAGGCUGCGUUUGGUGGGGGAGGCAGGGGCAUGCGUAUUGUACGGAACAAAGAGGACCUGAAUGAGAACUUCCAGCGUGCAACCUCAGAGGCUUUGGCAGCAUUUGGCAACGGCUCUCUCUUCAUCGAGAAGUUCAUUGAGAAGCCCAGACAUAUCGAGGUGCAGAUUCUAGGUGACAAGGCGGGAAACGUCGUGCACCUGUAUGAGCGUGACUGCUCCGUCCAGCGGCGGUACCAGAAGGUGGUGGAGUAUGCCCCGGCCCCCGAGCUGGACCCCGUCCUCAGGAAGGGCAUCCUGGCCGACGCCGUGAAGCUGGCGAAGUUCGUUGGGUACGAGAACGCGGGAACGGUGGAGUUUCUCCUGGACCAGGAGCAGGGGAAGUUCUACUUCAUCGAGGUCAAUGCCAGACUUCAGGUGGAGCACACAGUAACAGAGGAGGUCACUGGGGUUGACUUGGUGCAGUCCCAGCUGAAGAUUGCCCAGGGGAACACCCUGCCUGACCUGGGUCUGACCCAGGACAACAUCAGCAUCCACGGGUCGGCCAUCCAGUGCCGGGUCACCACGGAGGACCCGGGACGCAACUUCCAGCCUGAUACUGGCAGGAUAGAGGUAUUCCGAAGUGGAGAAGGCAUGGGGAUCCGUCUGGACAGUGCGUCGGCCUUCGCGGGUGCAAUCAUCUCCCCGCACUACGACUCCUUGCUGUGCAAGGUGAUUGCACACGCUAUCGACCACCGCUCCGCCGCUACGAAGAUGAGGAGGGCGCUGUCUGAGUUCCGAAUCCGAGGGGUCAAGACCAACAUCCCGUUCCUCCAAAACGUGCUGAGAAACGAGGAGUUCCUGUCGGGCGCCAUCUCCACCCACUUCAUCGACCAGAACCCCGGACUCUUCAACUUCAUCCCCAGCCGCAACCGCGCCCAGAAGCUGCUGUACUACAUCGCACACAUCAUGGUGAACGGGCCCUGCACCCCCCUCCCCACCGGCCUCAUGCCUGCAGAGAUCACACCCGUGGCGCCACCGGUACCCUUCGACCCAUCAGACAAAAGGCACAGACGAGACGAGCCUCUCCCGAGAGGUUUCCGUGACAUCUUUGUGGAGCAGGGCCCAGAAGGCUUUGCCAAGGCCGUGCGGAACCACAAGGGUCUGCUGCUGAUGGACACCACAUUCCGUGACGCCCACCAGUCCCUGCUGGCCACGCGCGUCCGCUCGUACGACCUGUGCCGCAUCGCGCCCUUCGUGUCACACAACUUCGCCAACAUGUACAGUCUGGAGAACUGGGGAGGUGCGACAUUUGAUGUAGCCCUGCGGUUCCUAAAAGAGUGUCCGUGGGAGCGUCUGGAGGCCAUGAGAAAGCGGAUCCCUAACAUUCCGUUCCAGAUGUUACUGCGGGGAGCCAACGGUGUGGGCUACACAAGCUACCCUGACAAUGUCAUCUUCGAGUUUUGCAAAGUUGCCAAGGAAACCGGCAUGGACGUCUUCCGUGUGUUUGACUCUCUGAACUACCUGCCGAACCUGAUGCUGGGUAUGGAGGCCGCGGGACAGGCCGGAGGGAUCGUGGAGGCCGCCAUCUGCUACUCUGGGGACGUGUCCGACCCUACGAAGACAAAGUACGACCUGAAGUACUACAUGGACCUGGCAGACGAACUCAUCAAGGGAGGAACGCAUGUUCUCAGCAUCAAGGACAUGGCUGGGCUCCUGAAGCCUCAGGCUGCCAAGAUGCUGAUCUCGGCCCUACGAGACAAACACCCCGACAUGCCCAUCCACGUGCACACUCACGACACGUCGGGCGCCGGCGUCGCCUCCAUGCUGGCGUGUGCGGAGGCUGGAGCAGACGUGGUGGACGUGGCAGUGGACUCCAUGUCCGGGAUGACAUCACAGCCCAGCAUGGGAGCCCUGGUGGCCUCCCUACAGGGGACUGAGCUGGAUACAGGCAUCCCCCUAGAGAGAGUGUUUGACUACAGCGCGUACUGGGAGCAAACCCGGCAGCUGUACGCGCCCUUCGAGUGCACGGUCUCCAUGAAGAGUGGCAACGCAGACGUGUACGAGAACGAGAUCCCUGGCGGACAGUACACCAACCUGCAGUUCCAGGCCUACAGCCUGGGGCUGGCAGACAAGUUCCCUGAGAUCAAGAAGGCAUACGCAGAGGCCAACAAGCUACUUGGUGAUGUCAUUAAGGUGACCCCAUCAUCCAAGGUCGUUGGUGACCUUGCCCAGUUCAUGGUGCAGAACAAGCUGUCCCCAGAGAUGGUUGUUGACCGUGCAGAGGAGCUGUCCCUGCCCAGCUCCGUCAUCGAGUUCUUCCAGGGGUACCUCGGCGAGCCUUACGGGGGCUUCCCGGAGCCGCUCAGGUCAAAGAUCCUUAAGGGCAUGAAGAAGGUGACCGGCCGCCCUGGUGAGUCCAUGCCACCACUGGACUUUGCCGCGCUGAAACUGCAGCUCCUGGAGAAGUUUGGGAAAAAGAUUGCCAUACAGGACUGGGACGUCCUGAGCGCUGCUCUCUACCCCACUGUGCUGGACGAGUACUUGGAGUUCAGGAGCGAUUUUGGACCGGUCGACUGUCUGGAAACAAGACUGUUCCUCACAGGACCCAAGAUUGCUGAGGAGUGUGAGGUGGCCAUUGAGAAAGGCAAAACCCUGUCCAUCAAGCCGCUGGCUGUGGGAGACCUGAACAAGAUGGGUCAGAGGGAGGUCUUCUUUGAGAUGAACGGUCAGCUGCGGUCAGUGCUGGUCAAGGACAACCAGGCGCUCAAGGAAAUGCACUUCCACCCCAAGGCCCUGAAGGGUGUGAAGGGGUCUAUCGGAGCACCCAUGCCCGGCUCUGUCGUCGACAUCAAGGUCACAGAGGGCGACAAGGUGAAGAAGGGCGACCCCCUGGUGGUGCUGAGUGCCAUGAAGAUGGAGAUGGUCGUCAAGGCGCCCAUCGAUGGCGUCGUCAAGAAAAUCUCCGCAGAGAAAGGCAUGAGUCUGGAGGGAGAUGACUUGUUGUUGGACUUGGAAUAGCCCGCAAAAAAAAAACACCCCAAAAGCUCUACUUUGGUCUAGGGUUAGAUGGAGUUUUCUGGUAUGUAACUGCAAGUUUCUCUUCACCUGCCAACGUAUUGGUGCCUUCCUUAGGGCUACAACAAAUGUUUACAGGUGAGGAAAACUCUUAUGUUCAGGGAAAACUUGACUAUCCUAUGGUCUACCAAACUGUGGAAACUCCUGUAGGAUGUGGAUGGAUACUGGAUACUGCAGUGCUGACUUUGGUCAAGUUCAACAGCAACAGUCACUUGAUUGUACCAUUAACAGACAAAAUUUAGUGGUUAAGUAUUGAAGAAACUUUCAUCACUGUCUUAAUGAAAGAUAGAAGAUGUAUCUUUAAUGUCUGGCUCUUCAGAGGAUAUAUCUGGAUACUUGAUUCAUUAUGUAUUACUAAUUAGACAAACAGAUAGAGAAAGGUAGGCACAGAUACAUGUAAAUCACACCACCAUGUGCUCCCUUACUUUUGGCCAUCAAACAAAACAUAUUUGAAGGGAGAUGCUAAAUGCAAAAGUAAGCCAGGAGGUGUUGAUAUACAUAUCUUGUCACAGAAGGUGUGAAUCUCAAAGUUGCACUAUUUUUUAGAUAUUGAGUAACACUAAGAACCUGUCUAUUUACUAACAGGUAGAUUGUGGACAAAGUAAUCAUACUGUACAUUAUGAUAUAGAUAUAAUAUCUAGACAUGUGUAAUCAUGGUGAUGCCUUCUUAAAUCUGGAGUAGUUUAAUAGAAUGUGGAAGAAUGUAGUGAAUAAAUGUGGAGUGUGAAGGAACAAAAUAUUUAUCUUGUAAACAAAUUACUAGCUUAAAUGCUAAUAAGCUUAUUAAUGUAAGAUAUCAUACAUUGAAGGUGGCAUAGCUGGUUUUUGGUGCUACAGAGUGAUGUAAGGAAGAUAUACAUCAGACAGGUUAGAGGAUAAGAGACCAAUAAUUGCACUUCGUGUCUUGUCAAUGGCAAAAAGUAGCAUGGUUGAAAGUGACUCACAUAGAUUCUACCUAAAUGUAUUCUUGCCUAUGGUAUGGUUGUGGUGAAAGAAGAAGUCAUAUUGCUACCUUGGAUAUACUGUGAUAGAUAAAUUACAUUUUGUAUUUAGAUGUGCAUCUGUGGGGACCUCUUUAACAUAGAUUAUCAGCAUCUAGAAUGGUAUAUGUACAUGUAAGUCAAGAAGUAAUGAAAUGUCCUAUCAGAUAUAUUUAGCAGGGCUCAAAUGAACUUGAUAGGGAAAGAAAUUCUACCUUGCUGUUAUCACAAUUUAGCCAAUUAUAAUCCUACUACAUCUUGUGGUACAUCUGGGAAAUCUGCAGAACAUGUUUUCAAAGGCAAGUAGAAUUUCAGUCUACUUGCGAUAUUGUGAUAAACUAAAAAAAAAAAAAAGUAUUUCAAGCCCUGAGUAAUGUUCAAUGUGAGCCAUGUCUAGAAUGUGUCACCAGAGAUCCAGGUAGAAGCUUCUCUUCCAUGCCUUCAUCAGCAAAUGCAGUGUCUUAAUGUGUAUCAAUGCAAUGUGUGUGACACAAUAAGAACAUGACCCAUAGUAACUGUGGUGUUCGUGUACAUUUGUCAGCACUAUCCUGGCAUACUAGCCAUGUAGUUUUAGCUAGAAACAGAUAGCAGCAAAAGUAGUAGUUAACAUGUAGUAGUUAACUGUAAAAAAUGAAGUACGUGUAUUUCAAAGGUAAACUGCACAGUCAAGAUAAUUUCAUUCAGUUUGAUUACUACCAUUGUGUUUUAUCUGUUUUGCAUUUAUCUAAGAAAAAGUGAAAAUUAACCUUCUCCAUGGUGACUAACCCCGUAUUGAUGCCAAGUGGCUACCUUAGCAGGCAGAUGGUUUAAAUGCCAGGGUACAUCUGAUACAUUGUGUCAACACGUACCUCAUACUCAUCUACAUACACCUGCAUGACUCUGCAACCCUCACCCUCGGAUUUUUGAGUGAAACAAUGUUCUGUGAGAGUGAACUGCAUUUAGAGAAGUGAUAGUAUCUGUCACAUUGUAACUAUUAUCCGUAUUACCAAGGAGGUUUAAACCUUCUUGCUAUUAGUAGCAACCUUGUGUGGGGACAGACACAUGUAGUGAGUAAGUAUGCAGAACAUCAGCACCAAUGUAAUUUAGGUUUGUCACAGAUCUGUUUGGAUUUGUGUACACAUCAGUCAUGUAAUAAUUGCAUGAUGUUGUAGUAAUUCUUACAAGUUUUUGUGUCAUGAGUUGAUUAUUGGCAUAAGAUGCAGUACAUUUUACACUCUGUACAUUGACAUGAAACAAAACAAUGUUGUCUUCAAACUUCUA
Molecule: messenger RNA, 6230 nt
Organism: Branchiostoma belcheri (Belcher's lancelet)
Lineage: Eukaryota; Metazoa; Chordata; Leptocardii; Amphioxiformes; Branchiostomatidae
Product: pyruvate carboxylase, mitochondrial-like
Exons: 20
Coding region: 322-3933 (1203 amino acids)
Biological process (GO): gluconeogenesis; pyruvate metabolic process
Cellular component (GO): cytoplasm
Molecular function (GO): metal ion binding; pyruvate carboxylase activity; ATP binding
Source: RefSeq, a predicted model, not a curated record